This is a messenger RNA of Gastrolobium bilobum, 2491 nucleotides long. Its product is annotated as vacuolar-sorting receptor 1-like. Lineage: Eukaryota; Viridiplantae; Streptophyta; Magnoliopsida; Fabales; Fabaceae. The transcript has 12 exons. Gene Ontology annotation, molecular function: calcium ion binding. The record is from RefSeq and is a predicted model, not a curated record. Bases 290 to 2176 code for a protein of 628 amino acids.
AACACUCUGAGAGAGAGAAACAUCUUUGCGUUUCCGUGUCUACAAGUCUUUCUGUGAGACUUGUUUCUAAUCUCCAACGCAAAUACGCAACACGAGUUCUCAACUUCAUUUUGUUUCUUCUCAAACAACAACAACAAUUACUACCUUUUUUUUUGUGUUUUUAAAUUAGAAACUGAGAAUAAAGGCGCAAUAUUUAUCCCUCCUCGUUCGCAGAAUUGAUCUCUGAACCCGACCCAUUUUUGAAAUUGGAAAACCCAGUUAGCCUAUCCCUUUCUGGGUGUUCCCAAAUAUGAAGCUUCGGAGAUCAUGGCUGGGUUUUUUUCUAGGGUUUAUGUUGCUGUCCUCGGCUAUGGGGAAAUUCGUGGUUGAGAAGAACAGCUUGACGGUGACGUCGCCGGAGAAGAUCAAGGGCACGCACGACAGCGCGAUUGGCAACUUUGGGAUACCACAGUACGGAGGUAGCAUGGCUGGGAACGUCGUGUACCCCAAAGAUAAUCACAAGGGUUGCAAGGAUUUCGAUGAGUCUGGGAUUUCCUUCAAAUCCAAGCCUGGAGCUCUUCCCACUAUCGUUUUGCUCGAUCGCGGAAAUUGCUUCUUUGCAUUGAAGGUCUGGAAUGCCCAGAAGGCUGGAGCUUCAGCAGUUCUUGUUGCAGAUGAUAUUGAGGAAAAAUUAAUAACCAUGGACACACCUGAAGAGGAUGGAUCAUCUGCAAAAUACAUAGAGAACAUAACAAUACCAUCAGCUCUCAUUGAAAAAAGUUUCGGUGAAAAAUUAAAGAAUGCCAUAAGUGAUGGGGAUCUGGUCAACGUAAAUCUUGAUUGGAGAGAGGCUGUCCCCCACCCAGAUGAUCGUGUGGAGUAUGAGUUGUGGACCAACAGCAAUGAUGAGUGUGGGAUUAAAUGUGAUAUGUUGAUGGAAUUUGUGAAGGAUUUUAAGGGUGCAGCACAGAUAUUAGAGAAAGGUGGUUACACUCAAUUUACACCCCAUUAUAUAACUUGGUAUUGUCCUCAGGCAUUCACAUUAAGCAAACAGUGCAAGUCCCAGUGCAUAAAUCAUGGAAGAUAUUGCGCUCCAGAUCCUGAGCAGGAUUUCAGCAGUGGUUAUGAUGGGAAAGAUGUGGUUGUUGAAAAUUUAAGGCAGCUAUGUGUUUUCAAGGUGGCAAAUGAAACCAAAAAGCCUUGGGUGUGGUGGGACUAUGUAACUGAUUUUCAAAUUAGAUGCCCAAUGAAAGAGAAAAAAUACAACAAGGAAUGUGCAGAUGCUGUCAUUGAAUCACUUGGUCUUGAUAUUAAAAAGAUUGAAAGGUGCAUGGGAGAUCCAAAUGCUGAUUCUGAAAAUCCUGUUUUGAAAGAAGAGCAAGAUGCCCAAGUUGGGAAGGGAUCACGAGGUGAUGUUACCAUAUUGCCUACUCUAGUUGUCAAUAAUCGACAGUAUCGAGGAAAAUUGGAGAAAGGUGCUGUUAUGAAAGCUAUUUGUGCUGGUUUUGAAGAAACUACUGAACCCGCUGUUUGUUUGAGCAGUGAUGUGGAGACAAAUGAGUGCUUGGAGAACAAUGGAGGUUGUUGGCUGGAUAAAGCUGCUAACAUCACCGCAUGCAAGGAUACAUUCCGUGGGCGAGUGUGUGAAUGCCCCUUGGUGGAUGGUGUGCAGUUCAAAGGAGAUGGUUAUACAACAUGUGAAGCUAGUGGACCUGGGCGGUGCAAGAUAAACAAUGGAGGUUGUUGGCAUGAAGCCCGGAACGGACAUGCAUUUUCUGCUUGUUCGGAUAAUGGCGUAGUUAGAUGCCAGUGUCCUGCAGGGUUUAGAGGUGAUGGUAUCAAAAAUUGUGGAGACAUAGAUGAAUGCAAAGAGAAGAAAGCUUGUCAGUGCCCUGAAUGUAGCUGCAAGAAUACUUGGGGCAGCUAUAACUGCAGUUGUAGUGGGGAUCUUCUGUAUAUCAGGGACCAUGAUGCCUGCAUAAGUAAAACUGCCAGUCCGGAGGGAAAAUCUGCGUGGGCUGCUUUUUGGGUCAUUUUAAUUGGCUUAGUUCUGGCUGCUGGAGGAGCAUACCUUGUGUACAAAUAUAGAAUAAGGUCAUAUAUGGAUUCUGAAAUCAGAGCCAUCAUGGCACAGUAUAUGCCCUUGGACAGCCAAGGAGACCUCGUAAAUCAUCAUGUCAACGAUGAAAGAGCAUGAAAGGAAAAACUUGUCAGCCUUUUGGGAUAUCAUGUGUGAAGCAUGGGUGUGGCUAACCCUGUACCUUUUUGAGCUGUUGAGGAUUCUGAGCAUUGAAUUUAAUAGACUGUACCAUAUGGACAAUAAAAAGGUUGAGAAUUAGAUAAUUAUCCUGCGUUUUUUAUUGGGAAUGUAGCAAGUUGUAUACUUCAAAGUGCUGAGUUUAGGGCAGACUCGUUAAGUUAUUUCACUAGAUUUUAGGAUUUCUGUUUAUGUGACAUCUUGUUCCACACUUCUGAUAUUGUAACCUGUCUUGCUUUUUAAUACAGGCUUAAG